This is a messenger RNA of Echinostoma caproni, 1464 nucleotides long. The record is from the annotation of a GenBank genome assembly. NCBI's taxonomy places the organism in Eukaryota, Metazoa, Platyhelminthes, Trematoda, Plagiorchiida, Echinostomatidae.
AUGGCCGGCAGAGUUUUCCCCUGGAUAAUCCUAGUUGUGGCUGCACUUUGUGUGGUAUUUUUAGGAGGGAAACGACGCGCUUUCGGUAUUUUUGUUGCCCAACUUCAUGCUGAAUUUUCUAACAUUACUUUGGCCGAAUUGAAUUGGAUUGGUGACUCGUAUGCUGCUUUGGGAUAUUUGACCACAUCGGUUUGUACAUCGGCCAUUAUGGCCACAGGGAGACGAUUUUGGGCGUCCCAAUCUUUGGGUGCUAUAUUUGUGUUACUCGCAUGCGUCACCAGUGCUUACGUGUCCAAUCCCCAUUGGUUGUUCCUUACGCAUACGGUCUUGCACGGGAUUGGUUCAUCCUUGGUGUUGAGCACUGCCGGUCUCGUUGUGAAUGAACACUUUGACAAAAAUCAUCGUUACCACAUUUUGGCUACCACGCUUGUGUCCGGGGGAUCGGUAGCUUCCAUUUUGUUUGUGGAAUUCUACGCGUAUCUGAUUGAGCGAUGGGGCUGGCGAAUGUCUUUCAUAAUUCUCGGUAUUCUAUACUUUUUUGUUCUGUUGCUCGGAUCGUUGGUGUUUGUGAAAGAUUCGACCAAACCAGACAAUCGAAACGAUCGAUGCGCAUCGAUCGGACGGGAUCAGCUGUCGUGGAAACGUGGUGCACUUUUGGUUCUUUGGUUCUUCGAUCGAAUAUUUACCAGUGUGGUCACUUACGGAAUGCUAUUGAAUCUGGCCGACUACAUGUUUCGUCGUGAGACCUCAUUGCGACGGAGUGCAGUACUAACCACAUUAUUUGCUGCUGGCGAAGCUUCCACUUAUGUAAUUGGUGCCGCAGCCACAGGGAUUACGAAAGAUCUAUUGAAAAAUCGACUGAAAUAUGUGCUACUGGUCACAAGCUUCACUAUGUUUGUUGGUCUAACCCUUUGGGAAUUCUUGGCCGACUAUCGAGGUGUGAGUUAUUUUUUGGCCUAUCUGAACGGAUUCUGUCUCGGUCCGUCGAUCACGUUUCUGUUUCCCGCGGGUGAGGAAAUGACCAUGCUCCCGGGUCAUAUGGCCUAUCCGUUCUCUUUGGGUGGAAUGGGCACCGGAAUGGCCUUGUCCCCAUUGCUGUCCGCGAUGGUAGCACAGACGUUUGAAUACCGUUGGUUCUUUCUCGCUCAAGGCACAAUGAUGCUGAUCAAAUUUGUCUGUCUGUUCUGUUCCAUGUUAAUUUUGCAAAGUUUAACCGGUCCCGGCCAUGGUUAUCAGCGUGUCAUGAUGGAAGAUGCAGACCCAAACACGUUGGGUUCCCACGCGGAAUGUGGUCACAGGGAUUUGGAUAAGGCGACCCUGGUGCAAUGCGAACUGGACGGUACGAAAAGCGAAACGAAUUUAGCUUCCGUGGACCAGACAGAAAACUUUACCAAUUUAGAAGAGAUUGAAAAACGUCAUGUGAGAGCUCAGUUCACACAAUGCGUAAGUCUGUCCGAUCGAUGA